AUGUUAUUCGACACCGAGGAAGAAGUCUUAAACGAGGUGCCAGAGGACAUUUUAGUAGCUUUAAGGAGAUCUAAUAUUCCGGUAUCCAGAUUGUAUUACAGUGGGGAGAAUGAUCUAUCGACGUUGAUACUGUUUGGCAACACCAUGCGUGUACAUUUCUUAACAAGGAAGCUAAUCACCGACGAGGAUAAGAUUUUACACACUGGAAGUCAUCUGAUAGGUGAUGCAAGAAUAUGGUACCUGAACUAUUUUCCGAAAAUUUAUGAAAUGACAUUCGAACAGUUUGAGAGCCAACUGAGAAAACAAUUCUGUGGUAAUGAUCUCACGGUCACAUUAGACAUCUAUAAGAAGCUAGUGGACCUGAAGGAGGAAAAACUAGGUUCGGAAGAAUAUGCUGCAAUGUUUGCAAAGUACUCAAAGGUGUUAGACCCAAACUCACAACGUUGUUUGCUGACACUAGCAAUCUUUAUGAACGGUUUGUCACAUAUCUCUAAGUCAGUUCUGUACAGACAUAAGAUCGAAACGCUAGCAGAAGCAAUUAGCAUGAUUGAACAUUCAGAGAUGGUGUUACCACCUACAAAAACAAGUUUGAAGUCAACCAACGGUUCCAAGAAAACAGGACAACAGAAGAAUGGAGGCCACAAGAAUGCGAAGAGUCAUCGUAGUAAGUGGAAUGGAGUUCUAAGAUGUUACAACUGUGGGAGAGAAGGGCAUUAUGCCAAAGAGUGCAAGCUUAAAGCUACUGAGGCCAAGGCCAAGGUCAAUGCGAGUUCUCGCCAUCAGUGA
This is a messenger RNA of Vanderwaltozyma polyspora DSM 70294, 786 nucleotides long. Its product is annotated as AGL178W family transposase. The transcript has a single exon. The record is from RefSeq and is a predicted model, not a curated record. NCBI's taxonomy places the organism in Eukaryota, Fungi, Ascomycota, Saccharomycetes, Saccharomycetales, Saccharomycetaceae. The coding region runs from base 1 to 786 and encodes 261 amino acids. Gene Ontology annotation, molecular function: zinc ion binding; nucleic acid binding.